AUGAAGAUAAAACAAUUUGUCUUGGUGUCCAGGCCGGGAAAUGAUGGGGAGCCGGUGGCUGAGAACUUCCGCUUGGAGGAAGUUGACCUCUCAGAUGACCUUAUAGACGGACUAGUCUUGGCCAAAACCUUGUACAUCUCUGUGGACCCUUACCUGCGCUGCCGCAUGAAUGAGGAUACAGGCACAGAUUACAUACAGCCAUGGAAGGUCUCUGAGGUCCUCGACAGUGGCGGGAUUGGAGUGAUUGAACUUAGCAAAAACAGCCACCUCAGAGUUGGGGAUAUUGUCACAAGUUUUAAUUGGCCUUGGCAGACAAAGUGCAUCUUGGAUGGCGACACAGUAAAACAACUGGACCCUAAUCUUGUGGACGGCCACUUGUCACAUUUGUUGGGUGCAGUUGGAAUGACCGGAUUGACAGCUUUCCUAGGUUUAAAGGAGAAGGGUCAUGUGAUCCCUGGAGCUAAUCAGACGAUAGUGGUUAGUGGUGCUGCUGGUGCUUGUGGUUCCCUAGCUGGUCAGAUUGGUCGGCUCUUCGGGUGUUCCCGUGUUAUAGGGAUCUGUGGAACGAAUGAAAAGUGCGCUGCUUUGACCUCGGAGUUGGAUUUUGAUGAAGCUUUGAAUUACAAGGAACCGAGACUUGGAGAAAGGUUAAGAGCCUGCUGUCCUGAUGGUGUGGAUGUCUACUUUGACAAUGUCGGGGGAGAGAUCAGUGAUCUUGUUAUAAGCCAGAUGAAGAAAGGCAGCCAUGUUGUUCUGUGCGGUCAGAUCUCUGAGUAUAACAAGGACGUUCCCUACCCGCCUCCUCUUAACCCCCAAACAGAGUCGAUCCUGAAAGAACGGAACAUUACAAGGGAAAGAUUUCUUGUCCUGAACUAUAUAGAUCAAGAAGCAUCGGCCAUUGUACAGCUCAGUGAAUGGGUGCGGACAGGAAAGUUGAAGGUUAAGGAAACCAUCGUUCAUGGGAUUGAAAACACAGCAGGUGCUUUCCUGUCAAUGAUGAGAGGAGGAAACUUCGGAAAGCAGAUAGUCCAAGUUACUGAAUAACUGUACAUCACACUAACCCAGAUUAAAGCUCAAGG
This is a messenger RNA of Nanorana parkeri, 1079 nucleotides long. Its product is annotated as prostaglandin reductase 2-like. Gene Ontology annotation, molecular function: 15-oxoprostaglandin 13-reductase [NAD(P)+] activity. The coding region runs from base 1 to 1044 and encodes 347 amino acids. Gene Ontology annotation, biological process: prostaglandin metabolic process. Lineage: Eukaryota; Metazoa; Chordata; Amphibia; Anura; Dicroglossidae. The record is from RefSeq and is a predicted model, not a curated record. The transcript has 9 exons.